AGAUCAAGCGGCUUUUGAAUUUGCACGUUAUCGGAAUCCGAACCCACUUUACAUUUUCGAGCUGACGGUCAGGCAGAGCAGAGGAGAGUACUUAACUGCCCUGAUCAUACCUGUAUAUACACUGUCAUAUAUAUAUCCCAACUAUGGCUGGAAACAGAGCGAAAGUUAGAGUGUUUCAACAGGGGGUCAGUGGGAAGCAGAAUGCUUUCCACUGUCCAACCGGAAUAGAUAAAUAUCGUAAGCUUGUAUGUAUUUUCGGAGAUAGCCAGAUGAGAACACUGGUUCAAGGAGAUGUCGAAUUCCCGAAGAAGCGAGGAUGUCAAUUCUUGGUCAAUUCAACGCCAGGAGGAAAAUGUCAUCACGUUGAAAAGGAGCUAUGCCACUUCGAAUUCCCUCGAAGGCCCGCGGUCAUCGUCUUGCAAGUUGGUACCAACAACAUCCAGGCAACAAAUUGGCAGGAGGCUCUGGGGGCGACGAGGAAAGAAUUCAAGAGCCUCCUGCUAAGAGCCAAGCAAGCUGCUAAUUCAGUACUCUGCGUGGGAGUCGCUCCACGGUUAGACGAGAAGGGGGAACUAGCCCAUGUGUGGAACGCCGCCAUGCGGAACAUCGCCGCGGAAGAGGGAGCGGAAUGGAUUGACCUGGAAUCUACUUUCAACACCGAGAGUCGACAUCUCUGGGCACGGGAUGGAUUGCAUCUAUCCGAUGACCAUGGAAUACCAACACUGCUCAAGAGACUGGUAGAACACCCUGCCUUGUGAAGGUGUGCCCAGAGAUGUCCUAUCCAUUCCUCUCCCCUUCCCUUCCCCCUUCUCGUCUUUCUCUCUCUUCCCCCCCCAACUUGCAAGAUGAUGACUGAUGGCCUAGAUGGAAUUCGAAAUGGUAUAGCUUCCUUUCAACAAAAUUACUGACAUGAACCUCCUGGCGUUGAAUUUAUGGCAAACAUCCUCGCUUUUUCAACUGCUCGACAUCUCCUUGAACCCAUGUUCUCAGUUGCUAUCUCCGAAAAUACAUACAAGCUGAAGUGGAAAAUAAAAGAAACAUAUUAUUGCAUAUCUUGGAGCUCUGAUAAUGUAUGUAAUAUUAAUAAAGAAUACUGAAUUAGAAUGCA
Molecule: messenger RNA, 1108 nt
Organism: Lytechinus variegatus (green sea urchin)
Lineage: Eukaryota; Metazoa; Echinodermata; Echinoidea; Temnopleuroida; Toxopneustidae
Exons: 3
Coding region: 144-758 (204 amino acids)
Source: RefSeq, a predicted model, not a curated record